Messenger RNA from Hemisphaericaspora subhashii, 1377 nucleotides. RefSeq names its product HMG domain-containing transcriptional repressor (gene RFG1). The transcript has a single exon. Lineage: Eukaryota; Fungi; Ascomycota; Pichiomycetes; Serinales; Debaryomycetaceae. Gene Ontology annotation, biological process: anatomical structure morphogenesis; negative regulation of transcription by RNA polymerase II; cell differentiation. Gene Ontology annotation, molecular function: DNA-binding transcription factor activity, RNA polymerase II-specific; RNA polymerase II cis-regulatory region sequence-specific DNA binding. The coding region runs from base 1 to 1377 and encodes 458 amino acids. The record is from RefSeq and is a predicted model, not a curated record.
AUGCCAGUUGAAGAUUUACCUACCAAACAUACAUUACCAUCUUUGUCUCAAAUUAUGCCUCCAGUACAACAACUGCAAUCAGCUUCCCUGUCUAUUCUUAGUGGGGGUCAAAGUCAAUAUAGUCAUGACAGUAACAGUAACAACGGUACCAACUCACCAAGUUCUACCAAUACUUCUCCAAAUUUGAAAUAUAAUACUCAACAACCACAACCGGUUCAUCAAGUCCAUUCAAUUCCUGUUGGUGUUCCAACUGGUGGUCCAAUUCAACCUCAACAUACUCAAUCACUUCCAGAUUUAUAUUCUCAAUCUUCCACUGCUCAAACUACUCCCGGUUCUUCAUAUACUCCUUAUGGGCAACAACAAAUGCAGCAAAUGCAACCACAACAACAACCGGUUAUUGGCGGUGUUGCUGAUGGUAAUACUACUGUAUCUGUUCGUCAAGAUAAAUGUAUUUGUAAAUCAAAUGCUAAUAGAAUCCCAAGACCAAGAAAUGCUUUUAUUUUAUUUAGACAAAAGUAUCAUCAAACUGUUUUGGAUGAAGGAAGUGUCAUUCGUACCAAUCCAGAAGUUUCUCGUGAAUUAGGUAGAAGAUGGAGAGCUUUAUCACCAGAAGAAAAAGAACAUUGGAAUAAUCUUGCUGAAGAAGAAAAGAAGAAUCAUGCAAAGAAAUAUCCUGGUUAUAGAUAUACUCCAAGAAGAAAUGGUAAGAAUAAGAAUUGUCUUGUUUGUCGUGAAAAGGCUUUGAAACAACAACAGCAACAACAACAACAAGUUCAACAAGUUAAACAAGCUCAAUUGGUUCAAAUGCAAAAUCAACAAAUGAUGCAAAUUCAACAAGAUCAACAAUAUUAUUUACAAUUGCAACAACAACAACAAUACCAACAACAAAUGCAACAUCAACAAUCUCAACAACAAGUUCCAUUGAAUGGAUAUCAACAACAUCAAUAUAUAAUCUCCCCAAGUCCAUAUCAACAAAACUUGUUAAAUGGACCAAACGGAGCCACUACCCUUCCAUUGCCUCAACAACAACAACAACCAAAUCAGCCACCACAACUUCAAUUCUACGAAGCAGAUAAAUUAUCGCCAUUAUCAAACCAACAACAACAACAAGCUCAACAUCAUCAGCUCAGUGGUGCACCAAGUUAUUCAGGCCCACAAUCUACCUUACAACAUCCUGCUGGAUCAGGCAAUAAUGAAUAUACUAUCUCCGGAAAUGGAUAUGAUACUCAAAGAUAUUCCAAUGUUGGUGCUGGUACUGCAACUUCUCAUCUUCCGCAACAACAGCAACAACAACAUGCUUCUGGUAAUCAUGGUCAAGCAGCAGGUGCUAGUAGUUUUGGUUUUGAUUCUUUCGCUAUUCCACAACCUCCUCAAUAG